Uloborus diversus is the source of this 687-nucleotide messenger RNA. RefSeq lists its product as uncharacterized. The transcript is spliced from 3 exons. The record is from RefSeq and is a predicted model, not a curated record. Bases 97 to 636 code for a protein of 179 amino acids. Lineage: Eukaryota; Metazoa; Arthropoda; Arachnida; Araneae; Uloboridae.
CAGAACAGUCAAAAAACUAAGGCUACUGAAGGAAACUAAUUUUAAUGGAGGAAUGAGUACCGCCAAUGAAUAAAAAGGUGGCGUGUUCAUCAAAUUAUGCAGUUUAAACAGAAGUUCCUCAACAUACAAGAAAAGUCUUUCAGUGUAUGGGAGAAAUUCUUCAGAUGGCAAGAGAAGUUCUUCAGUGGGAUACUCAUCAGCAUAUUUUUUGCCUUGUGCCUUUUCUGUGUGCAUGCACAGGAUAUCGUCCCAGAACCUAAGACUGCUGAGCUACAUCAGAAUAAGCCAAGAGCACUACGUUUUUACUCUAAGCAAUCGGAUCAACACCCAAAAGAGACUGGAGUAGGUCUACAUCGUCACUUGGAAAAUGCAUUAAGAGGCGGUUCUAUCGGAAUUGAUUUUGACAUCAACCCAUUAAAACAAUUAAAAUACCUCUUCCAAAACAGGUUCAAGAAAUUUAAUAUUGAUUGGAGCUCUUUGAUUCAGCCAAAGAAAAAACAGUCUCAUUCCGACUUUGUAACAGUGAAACCAAACGAUGGAAACGAAAGGGAAGAAAGUGGAAAUUACUGGGAGUAUGUAAGAGAUAAACAAAACACACAAAAAGACUUUUUUAAUGGAAAUCGUUUUGAUCCAUGAAUAAAAUUUGAUUCUGAAGUAAAAAUUAUUAAAUAUUACUUUUGUCUUUGA